AUCGAAUUUCGGACGUGCGAAAAGAAGCAACCAUACUUCUGGCUAAAAUAUUAGGCAAAUUUAUACAUGAAGAGUGGACGGAGCAGUGCAACAAUUCGACGUCGACCGAUGAAUCGCCGGUACCGGUCACGGAAUCGUUUGUCAAUGAUAUUGUAAAUGGGUUCGCUCGAUCGAUGAGCUGGCAAAGGCGUCAGACGUUCGCAUUAUUCUGUGAGAAAUGUAUAGAAAGUAGGCUGAUGAGCUACGAUCAAUUCUCGUCACUUUUACUCGAUGAUUUGCUCAAGCUGUCUUUCGAUGCAGUGCCAAAUGUGCGCCUGGCAUUUGCUAGGGCUGUCUCACAAACACGUGGUGGACGUAGUUUUCAUGGGGAACGUGAUUCGUCUGCGGUACGACGUGGUCUACAGAAGCUUUUGAUUGAUAAGGAUCUCGACUGUAGGCGUGCUGCUCGAAAUUCACUCGGUUUCUCAGAUACCGAGAGUCUUGUGGAUGUAAGUUUGCUA
Messenger RNA from Gongylonema pulchrum, 500 nucleotides. The record is from the annotation of a GenBank genome assembly. NCBI's taxonomy places the organism in Eukaryota, Metazoa, Nematoda, Chromadorea, Rhabditida, Gongylonematidae.